UUUCGGAUUAGAUUAGACAGCAUACUGUACUGAGUACGCGUCAGCUCAUGACGUCUUGGCCUGCACGUACAUGUACAUUAAUUAAUUAAACGUUAGCCGUGACACUUGUUUCUGUGAUAGCCAGUGGAAGACGACGAUAAAUUGUUGCCUGUGCUAGCAUGGGGAAUUGCUGCAGCAUUUUCUCGUCCAUCUGCCGUUUGAAGCGUACUACUGGACAUGAGGAUGAGUGGCCACAUCAAAACCCAGGAUCAGGACAGGCUACCCGGAGCUCGAAACUGACGGAGAAGCCGCCGCCGCCGCCGCUACCGUCCCUAAGCUCCACAGAGGAGCACGCCGACGCCAGUGGGCCCUCGGGCACAGGAGCUGCGGCGCAUGACGUCAUGAGGCAAAACCAGAUGAGCGCACCAGUCGUGGGAGCGCAAGCAGCUACCCCCAGGACCGUCAACAAGCUACGCAGUAAGUUACCCGCAAACAGCCCAAUGGAAGGAAAUGCUCCCCAGUUUAAGACGAAGAAGGGAAGAAGAUUCAGAAAGCUAACUUUCAGCGGGUCUUCAAGUGCACUUUCGAAUUCUGACGAGCCGCAAAAGGGUGACAAGGAAAUAGAGCUUUCCAGGAAUGUCCCUGUGCAUGGUUAUGAAGAAGAGGACCCACCUCGCCAGUAUACUUCACGAGGAACGCUUGAAGCUCAGAGCUCGUUUGGAGCUGAUUGGGCGAAUGAUGAACUGAGCACAUCUGGACUCUUAAAAACCCGAAAGCGAUCAUCAGAACUUGAUGAAGGCCACCACUUGGACAUGCCAAUCGCGAACGAUCCCCCAAUUGGACGCGGGCGACGUUACCUCCCGGAGGAAAGUGCCGCGUUCACAAUCGCCAAUAGUCUCACGCAGGAUAGUAAUACCACUGCUGAUCAAGAGCCUAGCUCUCGUGCCCGGCAUGAAGUCCCAUCCCAGGCAGACAAGGCCAUGAAAGCCAGCACGCCGAGUACAAAUCCUCCUAGAACCCGUCGGGGCGGGUUAACGAAAGGGAUACGAAAGCAGGUGUCCAAACCUUUCAGCAAGCUCCGAAUGAAAAGCCCAACCACCCAACAGGACAUUGUGGACGCAGGUGGCCAACAUACCACUGCGAGAGGCCUGGCCGAUUCGGUGGGUGACAGCGAACAACUGCAGGCACCACCUGUUCUGAACCCGGGAACGGAAAAGGCCCUGAACUUGUUCAAGGAUAAGGCCAACUAUCCUAUUUCAGAAAGCUUUGCCAAUCAAAUGUUUGCCGAAGAGGCUAAACGGUUAGAAUAGGACACAUACACACACACACACACACUUGCACGCACACACACGCACGGACAUACACACACACAUCUCCUGCUGCUAGAUAUGGCUAGACUUGAAAAUUAUGUUCCCCCUAAGAGUCUGUCUUGAGCAAACGUAUAAUUCUCGCCUUGGCACUCAUCUGGUCCGUUAGUUCCUUGUGGACUGCCCUAUGCUGGAUUAGACGGCCUUCGGAGGAGAGGAGACGUCAUUCAGCAGGAGAUUUCCUGAUCGUCUUAUUCUCGGCGUUGAGAAAAUGUUUUUUUAAAUGUAUUUUACUGAUUUCUGUGCUGUGCUUUCCGAAUUGCCUUCCCUAGGAAAAUUGAGCGGUUCUCGUUCGUGGCGAUUUGAUUGUAUCAGGGACAGAAAAUUGUUUUGUCUGAUCGCACCUUCAU
Molecule: messenger RNA, 1696 nt
Organism: Sycon ciliatum
Lineage: Eukaryota; Metazoa; Porifera; Calcarea; Leucosolenida; Sycettidae
Exons: 3
Coding region: 159-1289 (376 amino acids)
Source: RefSeq, a predicted model, not a curated record